Messenger RNA from Ciona intestinalis (vase tunicate), 1614 nucleotides. NCBI's taxonomy places the organism in Eukaryota, Metazoa, Chordata, Ascidiacea, Phlebobranchia, Cionidae. The record is from RefSeq and is a predicted model, not a curated record.
UAAACAAAAACACGAAAUUAUUUUGUAUCUGUUGUAAUCCAAUUUCUAACGCCAAAAACUACUUUCUAACUAUAUGUUUGUUUUAUUUAAACAAUGUGGCAAUAUAUCUACUAAUAUUUUACCGUAUUUGCUCUUUUCUAGAUUAAAAAAGGGUGACAUGGCGCGUAGAAACACUAAACAUGGUUGGACAGACACUCAAGUUUUCACAUACCCUUUGCCGCCAAAUAAAACUCAACUUUUCACCAAGUACAGGUACGUGGAGAGACCACACACUGCAGCAGUUACAUAUCUUGAAAAAAUGCUGACAAAAACAUCACUGACGACGCAGAAAGUUACCCACCAAGACAUUGAAAACUUUGGAAACAAUGUUUACAAGAAUAAAGUUAAAAUGUAUGAACAAGAAAAACAUGAAGCUGUUGAAAGAGCAGUAGAAGAAACUAAACGUGAAGCAAAACUACAAGCUGAAAAGGUAUUAGCAGCAGCGUUAGACAAAGCAAACGUUGAAAAAGAAACCGCGCUUGAAAAGCAAAAAAAUUAUUACGAGGAAAUAAAGAAAAGGAUCAUAUUUGGACGAGACUGUCUUGAAAAAGAAAGAACCAAACAGCUUGUGGUAAAGAUGAAAAAGGAAAAAGAAUUGGCGUUAAAGGAACAAUGGGAAAAAGCUGAAAGGAUAAAGAAAGAAACAGUAGUGGAAGCUCUAAAGGAGCAGAAACGAGUCCUGAGAGCAGAAUCUGCUCUUGAGCGAGAAACUGCCAUCGCGAGAGCUUUGUCGGUUGCUCGAGGAAAGUUCGAUCAAAAGAUUGAAGAAGAGGUUGAAAAAGUUCGAGAGGAAUGUUGGUUGGUUGGGAAGGAGCAACUGAAUCGAAGCAAAAUUAUUCACAAACAUGAAAUUGAAAGAUUGCAUGAAAGGAUUGCAGUUUUAACCCAAGAAUCGAAGAAAGUUGAAAAGAAGCGUGACCUUGCACAGAGGGAUUUCAUCAACAUUGAAAGUGAUUAUUCACAUUUCCUUGACUUCACCACACCAGUGAGUUGCCACUCAGAUUAUCUUAUCACCCCACGCAAGUUAAAACAUGGGAUGGCAGAAAGCAGGCAGGAACAACAAACGCAAACAAACUUAAUCGCAUUGGACCAAAAGACACAGUCAGUGCAAACCAAUGUUCAAAUCUUGGCAAGAAGAUAAUGAAGGAAGCAUUUGCCUUCAUAUGCUAAAUAUACACAAUGUGUAUUUAUAUGCAAACCUGGGAUGUCUGGCUGCAGAAGUUAUGUGCCAGCAUAUCUAUAUAAAAGAGCUUUGGCUUUUAAAAUUAGCCAGAAAUGUGGUUUUAAAAACUCUAUCUAUACACAACAGUUUUUCUAGAAACAACAAGUUUACCAAAAAAGCAAACGAAACCAUACAUAAUAAUUUUUCAAAAUAAGUAUGCUGCUGUUUUGAUUCAAUAAAUUGUCACCUAUCUAUCCUCUUGAUACGCAAAUCUGGAAGUUAUAAUGCAGGUGUUUUAUUGUAACUCCUUGUGCCUGCUUACAAAUAACUAUAAAUAUUAUCCUGUGCAUGAUUGUUUCCUUUGAUUUAUUUCCAAAACUUGAUUUUGUGAGUAAAUACUAAAAACAACUCUA